This is a messenger RNA of Impatiens glandulifera, 815 nucleotides long. RefSeq names its product autophagy-related protein 8C-like. Gene Ontology annotation, biological process: cellular response to nitrogen starvation. Bases 315 to 686 code for a protein of 123 amino acids. The transcript has 6 exons. The record is from RefSeq and is a predicted model, not a curated record. Lineage: Eukaryota; Viridiplantae; Streptophyta; Magnoliopsida; Ericales; Balsaminaceae.
UCUCUCUCUCUCUCAUCGAUUUCGUGUGUCAUCGGUGAUCUUAAUUCUCACCUUAAGAAUCCAAUCCAUCAUCAUCGAUUGCUAACAUUCACAAUCAAUCUAUUUUCAUCCUUCUCUAUUUCUCCGUGCUUAUAUUUCUCAAUUGUUGAUAUUGACAGGAAUAUAUUUUGGUAUGUUCUGAUCAAUCAAUUCACAUAAUCCAAGCUUCUGACCUAAUUUCUUUUCGUCUUUGACAAUAUAUGUUAGGUUGCUGAGAAGGAAGCUUCGUCCACAUUACCUUAUAUUGUUAUAAUCAGACUAGAUCAAAACCUGCAAUGGCUAAGAGUUCCUUCAAGCUUGAGCAUCCAUUCGAGAGGAGGCAGGCGGAGUCUUCUCGUAUCAGAGAGAAAUAUCCUGAUCGAAUUCCUGUUAUUGUUGAAAAGGCUGAGAGGAGUGAUAUACCUGACAUUGAUAAGAAGAAGUAUCUAGUUCCAGCUGAUUUGAAUGUUGGCCAAUUUGUUUAUGUUGUGAGGAAGAGGAUAAAGCUUGGUCCUGAAAAGGCCAUUUUCGUUUUUGUCAAGAAUAUGCUUCCUCCAACUGCUGCCCUCAUGUCUGCUGUUUACGAUGAGCAUAAGGAUGAAGACGGUUUCCUUUACAUGAGUUAUAGCGGUGAGAACACUUUUGGAUUCCUUCCCCCCAACCUGUAAAAAAAACCCAAUCCCCUAGUUCACUAUUUUCAUAUAUAAAUGAUGUUGUAUCACUAUGAUUAUUAUAAUAAUAAAUUAGCUGUGAAUGCAGCAAGCAAGACAUAAAAUAGGAAACCAAUUAAACUUUUU